Messenger RNA from Zasmidium cellare ATCC 36951, 1683 nucleotides. RefSeq lists its product as uncharacterized. NCBI's taxonomy places the organism in Eukaryota, Fungi, Ascomycota, Dothideomycetes, Mycosphaerellales, Mycosphaerellaceae. The transcript has a single exon. The record is from RefSeq and is a predicted model, not a curated record. Bases 1 to 1683 code for a protein of 560 amino acids.
AUGAGAAUCGAAUUUGGUGUAGUUUUGUUGCUGCCUUGCAUCUCUGCACAGAAUUCUACCUCACCCCAAAAUGCCACCGCUUUUGCGUUGACUUAUGGAUACCCACUGCUAGCCUUCCACCAGCUUGCCAAUCGUUUCCUGACAUACAACGUCAGCAAUUUCAUCUAUCAUUCCCGCGAGCUCUCGACGCCGGACAACAGGACAGUAGUCAAGCCGAACGUCGACACGCUGUAUUCGACAGCUGUACUCGACCUGAGCCAAACCGACUUGGCACUCACCGUCCCUGAUAUACCAUCGUCACAGUAUGCACUUUUCUCGUUUUACGAUGUGUUUGGCGACAACUAUGCGAAUACCGGCACUGGACAUGUGAACGGCUCUGGCCAGUAUCGGAUUCGGGCUCCUCAGAAUGGAACUUUUCAGUUCGGAGUCCAGACGACAGGGAAUGGAUCGUCCAAUCAGUCAGUGGCGGACGUUCUAAGUCCAACCACCUACGGGAUUUUGUUGAUUCGAUGGGGUGUCAAUGCCAGUAAUGUGAAAACAGUACAUGACCUUCAGGAUCAGACCUCACUCAGCCAUGUGAACAGAACGGUUGUGGGAAAUGCUCCUAACAUCACAUCCUUGGGCUCAUACACCAUCUCCAUCGACAAUGCAACGAGCCCGGCUGAGAAAGCUCUUCGAUUGCUGGCAAGAUAUGCACCUUUCGACCAGCCAGAGACCGAAGCCGGAGCGCGGGAACUUAAACCUAUGCUUAUGGCUUGCGGCAUAUCGAACGGAACUUAUUCGAGGCCCUCUGGAGUCGACAUCGAUUCUGCGAACAGCUCUGCGAUUCAAACAGCAACAAGAGCUGCAUCGGCGGCAGAUAAUAACUUCGUGCUGAAUAAUGGCUGGAGCAUCACCAAACCUGGUGGCUUAGCCGGCAACUUUGACAACGGCACGAACUAUACUUACCGUGCCGCUAUUGCCUCUGCUGGUUUCCUUCAGCUCAGCAAUCCGAACGCAGUCUAUCCCUCAUGGGCCAACAGCUCGAGUGCUGAGGGAGCAGGAGGUCUGGCAGGCGUGGGAGGCUACAGCCUUGGCCGAGACGAAGCGAUCAUCUACACAUUCUCCUCGAAGCCACCGCUCAUGUCACUCGGUUUCUGGAGCUUGACGGCCUACCUCGACAACUACCUCAUCCCGAACGACCUCAACGUUUACGCAAUUGGUGACAGAAGCAACAUCACCUACCCUGAUGGCUCUUUGGUAUACGGGAGUAACGCGUCGCGAUCAAAUGGCCCAUUCCAGGUCCUCGUGCAAGCUGCCGACAACCCGCCACCGUCCAACUGGACUAGUAAUUGGCUUCCUGGUCCCCCAGGAGGCGGCAACAUCACAGCUCUGUUGAGGUGGUAUGGGGCUGAGCAGCAGUUGCUGAAUGGGACGUAUCAAUACCCGGUCGUUAGGAGGCAGGCUGCCAUCACAGGCAGUAAUAGUAGCAGCACGGGUGACGCUGGUGGCAGCAAUGCUAGCGGAUCUGGACCCACUUCAGGUUCAGGUACUUCAACGUCUAGUACGGCGCCGUCAGCGACUUCGUCCGGUCCUGCAUCCUCGUCGUCAUCGUCGGCUGCGUCUGCUCUGGGGGAGAGAAGUGGGCGAGAUGCUCUACUCAGUUUGAUCGGGGGCUUGGCCCUUGGUUCGCUGCUCUUGUAG